Messenger RNA from Pseudoliparis swirei, 1453 nucleotides. Its product is annotated as basic proline-rich protein-like. NCBI's taxonomy places the organism in Eukaryota, Metazoa, Chordata, Actinopteri, Perciformes, Liparidae. The transcript is spliced from 3 exons. The record is from RefSeq and is a predicted model, not a curated record. Bases 1 to 1338 code for a protein of 445 amino acids.
AUGAGACGGACCCACGAGACGGACCCACGAGACGGACCGACGAGACGGACCCACGAGACGGACCCACGAGACGGACCGACGAGACGGACCGACGAGACGAGUCCUGGUCCCGUCCCUGGUCCUAGUCCUAGUCCUGGCCCUGGUCCUAGUCCUGGCCCUGGUCCCGUCCCUGGUCCUGGUCCCGGCCCUGGUCCUGGUCCCGUCCCUGGUCCUGGUCCCGGCCCUGGUCCUGGUCCCGUCCCUGGUCCUGGUCCCGGCCCUGGUCCUGGUCCCGGCCCUGGUCCCAUCCCUGGUCCUGGUCCCGGCCCUGGUCCUGGCCCUGGUCCCGUCCCUGGUCCCAUCCCUGGUCCUGGUCCCAUCCCUGGUCCUGGCCCUGGUCCUGGCCCUAGUCCUGGUCCCGUCCCUGGUCCUGGCCCUAGUCCUGUUCCCGUCCCUGGUCCUGGUCCUGGCCCUAGUCCUGGUCCCGUCCCUGGUCCUGGUCCUAGUCCUGUUCCCGUCCCUGGCCCUAGUCCUGGUCCCGUCCCUGGUCCUGGUCCUGGCCCUAGUCCUGGUCCCGUCCCUGGUCCCAUCCCUGGUCCUGGCCCUAGUCCUGUUCCCGUCCCUGGUCCUGGUCCUAUCCCUAGUCCUGGUCCCAUCCCUGGUCCUGGCCCUAGUCCUGGUCCCGUCCCUGGUCCCGUCCCUGGUCCUGGCCCUAGUCCUGUUCCCGUCCCUGGUCCUGGCCCUAGUCCUGGUCCCGUCCCUGGUCCUGGUCCUAGUCCUGUUCCCGUCCCUGGUCCUGGCCCUAGUCCUGGUCCCGUCCCUGGUCCCAUCCCUGGUCCUGGCCCUAGUCCUGGUCCCGUCCCUGGUCCUGGCCCUAGUCCUGGUCCCAUCCCUGGUCCUGGUCCCUGCCCUGGUCCUGGUCCCGGCUCUGGCCCUGGUCCCAUCCCUGGUCCCGGCCCUAGUCCUGGUCCCAUCCCUAGUCCUGGUCCCAUCCCUAGUCCUGGUCCCGUCCCUGGUCCUGGUCCUGGUCCUGGCCCUGGUCCCGGCCCUGGUCCUGGCCCUAGUCCUGGUCCAGUCCCUGGUCCCAUCCCUGGUCCUGGUCCUGGCCCUGGCCCUAGUCCUGGUCCCGUCCCUGGUCCUGGUCCUGGUCCUGGCCCUAGUCCUGGUCCCGGCCCUGGUCCUGGCCCUAGUCCUGGUCCCGUCCCUGGCCCUGGCCCUAGUCCUGGUCCCAUUCCUGGUCCUGGCCCUAGUCCUGGUCCAGUCCCUGGUCCCAUCCCUGGUCCUGGUCCCGGCCCUGGUCCUGGCCCUGGCCCUAGUCCUGGUCCCGGCCCUGGUCCUGGUCUCUAUACUAGCAUGUGAGCCAUAAACUGAAAGGUUUCUAUGCAAGAGGACAGGGGUCAGAGGACAGGUCAGGGUUCAGGGGUCAGAGGACACGGGUCAGAGGACAGGUCAGGGGUCAGAGGACAGGGGUCAG